This is a messenger RNA of Notothenia coriiceps (black rockcod), 1851 nucleotides long. It is a transcript of the gene wtip, whose product is annotated as WT1 interacting protein. Lineage: Eukaryota; Metazoa; Chordata; Actinopteri; Perciformes; Nototheniidae. The transcript has 4 exons. Bases 295 to 1851 code for a protein of 518 amino acids. Gene Ontology annotation, molecular function: transcription corepressor activity. The record is from RefSeq and is a predicted model, not a curated record. Gene Ontology annotation, cellular component: adherens junction; transcription regulator complex; nucleus. Gene Ontology annotation, biological process: regulation of DNA-templated transcription; response to hypoxia; cytoskeleton organization.
GCCAUUGACUGUAAAGACCUUUCAACUUAACAAAAACUGAAGUUGACAAACGUAUCCCUGUCGGCUGAAAACUGUGAGAAAGAGUUUGUUUCUUCGGCGAAGGGGGCAAAGCACAGGAAGACGAUGCGGCACACGGUGGAGGUUUUUAGACUGCGUUGGAGGUUUAUUUCUUUGUAAAUGAGCGACGGCUGUACCGCGGCGUUUUGUUUUGAUUUCCAUGUGAAAUGCAAUUAGUGCUCCGCGGUGCUCGCUAGUCUGCGGAGCGGAGCACACUCUCAACUUGUUUCUCACAACAUGGAGCACUACCAGGAGGAUCUGGGACUCCGGGCCAGCAAACUGAUGGAGGAUCUUUCCCUGUAUGAUGCGUAUAAAGACGGGAUGUAUGCGAGGAGAGACUUGGUGAUUAACCCUGAUUUAGACUUUUCUGCUCCGGCGGUAGCAGAGCAUAAAAGUAAGCCAAUGAAUGGCACCUCUGUGUUGCACCAGCAGCAUCACACCGUGGAGAAUUUCACGACUGGGAAUAAAGUGUACACGGCGGCUCCGGUGCGCCCGGUCAACUGCAGCCGGACCGUGCCGGUGGAUUUCUGUGCCCCGCAGAGAGACGCAGGUUACGCAGACGAGGGCUGCUGCACCAAAUCCGAAGUGGCUCUGCCGUGCUACACCGGGGCUUCAGAGAGGCACCGGAGGUACUCUCUGGAGGUGCAGGGCCACAGGUACAGCACCGGGUCCACCUUCGACGGCGUGCCUCUCAACAAACCGGCUGCAGUGCCCGCCAACAGGUGCAACAGCGUCUGCAUCACCAGCAGCCACGACGGGAGAUACAACCCCACCAGCCCCCGGUCCAGCCUAGCAUCGUCCCUGUCCUCCCAGGAGCAGAGCAAGCAUGCGAGCCCGAGGUCGAGCCUCAGCAGCCCGCGCACUAGUCUGGUGGUGCCGGGCCAGGACAGGUACAUCAGCCCCAGGUCGAGUUUAGUGCACUGUGAGGGUGUGCAAAGCCCCAGAUCCAGCUAUGCAAGCACCGCCAGCGACACCAGCAAACACUCCAGCCCGCGGGCCAGCCUCAACAGCUGUGACUGCUGCAGCAAACCCAGCAGCAACAGAACCAGUGGCAUCAGCAUGGGCUACGACCAGAGGCACGCGAGCCCCCGGUCCAGCACGGCCAGCCAGUACUCCUUCACCACCAGCCCCCGGUCCAGCUACUCGGACUCACGGUACGGGCCCUCGGGCAACCAUGACCUGGAGGGGGCGAUUCUACACGGAGCCCCUUUGGCCAGCCCUCGGUCGAGCAUCUGCAGCCAGGAUGGGAGUGCCAGACCCGGGACUUCUGCAAACUGCGUGGUGAGCCCCCGGUCCAGCAUCUCCAGCCACAGCUCCAGGAGCUCCCGUAGCUCCAGGGGGUCUAUGAGCACCUACCCAGACCUGCAGCUGCCCUCCCCCCGGUCCUCCAUGCUGGGCAGCGGUCUGCACGAGGACACGCUGCUGCAGGAGUAUGGAGACUCCAACGGGAUCCAGAACCGGAUCCACCUGCAGGGGCUCUCUGCGGUGCCGGAGCCCCAACAGCAGGCCCCCCAGCAGGCAGGGACAGUGGAGAUGAUCGCGGGGUCUCCGUCAUCGUUUUGUUACGGAGUGGCAACAAAGACAGCUUCCAGCCAGAGGUUUAAGAUGCCCUACCAGGUGACCCCCAGCAGAGAGAGCGGACCCAGCCAGGCGGAGCGGAGGCUGGAGGCCCUCACCCUGGAGCUGGAGAAGGAGUUAGAGAUGCACAUGAAAAAGGAAUAUUUUGGCAUCUGUGUGAGAUCUCUUUGGACAGCCAGUUCCACAAUGAACAGUGGCUUUGGGCAGACCUCUUAA